AUGCAAGGUAGCCGCGACGCUUAUUCUUCAAACUCUGCGCCUCAGUCUUCUUCACCUUCGUUUGUGUCCACCAACCUUCCUCCGCGUCCCCAAAGCGGCAGCCAGCAACAGCCCCGCUUCCCCAGCCUUCGUGAUCGCAUCUCACGCGAUCUCAAUCUUCCCGCGCGUCCUUCCCCGCUCACAGGCGCCUCGAUCACGUCUGCCUUAGACCCCACCGUGAAGGGUAACCGCAGCACGAGCCCAUCUCAACGUGGUUACGCACGCCCCGCUAGACCUCACGGAAGUGAUUUGAGCCCCUCCAAGCGCCAAUCUUCGCCUAGCCGCUCCGCUCCGUCCAAGAGACGACGUAUCGAAACACGCCACUCGCCGUCACCACGCAUCGGCCCCUCAGCAUCGACAGGAAGCAACGCAGAACCCAUGCCCCACGGACAUCGCGGACAUGGGAGGGGCAGGGCCAAUGGUCGCAACAAGACCCAAGCCCCUCCAGCAACGGUGCUGCCUGGACCUGUCCACGACCGCCAGCAGAUCAUGGGCGAGUAUGGUGCUGGCAUCAGCAUCAAGCAACAGUGGGAGGAGAACCCCAAAGCGCCCCUCGCCAACUACUUAGGUGGCGGAUCAGGCGGCGCAACAAACCUCGGCGACGGAGGCAAGGGCUUCCAGGUCGAGGAAGGUGUGAUUGACGGCAGGAAAAUGUUCCGUGUCUCGGUACUGGUGGACGACCAGGACAACAUUGUCGGUGUUGGAGACGCCACGUCGCGCAAGGAGGCCGAGAAGCUCGCGGCCCUGAGCGCGGUUCUCCAGCUCACCCGCGUCGGCUACCUCGAGAAGGGUAGAGCCGCGGCCAAGAACGCACCAGUUGCCGCUGCCGGAGGCGGUGGUGGGAGCGCAACGCCGGUGACCGGCAGUGCCGAGACCGCCACUCUCAGCGAUGGCUCCCUCUUAGUCUACGACCGCGCGCGCCAGUUUAUGGAGUGGUACUGCAAGAAGUAUAACUUUGGCAAACCUGACAUCGAGUUCUCGUCAUCCGCCACCAAGGUCACAGCCCCAUCUGGCUUCCGCGGACGUAAGGCGAAGGCGGCUAUGGGCCCGACCAACUGGGAGGCAGUCAUGACUGUCGGCGACCGGCGUAUCGGCCAGGGUACUGCGUCGAACAAGAAGGGUGCGCAGAUCCGCUGCUACCUCGACGUCGUCCAUUACUUGGAGUCGCUCGACCGUGAUCUCUGGAACGACUUCAUCGAGGCCACCAGGAAAGACCCGUCCGCCGUGAUUGGCCAGGCGCCGCAUCUUGUCUUCAGCAUGUCGGACAUGUUAAACGACGACAUCCAGACGUUGUGUAGCGAUAUUCGGCACUCGCUCCUAUACUAUAAUGCGCCUCAACCCAACUCGUCUGCGCCAGUGACUCACGUUGCGCACUCGUUUGGCCCUAGACGACACUGGCAGGCGACCGAGUCGGAGCUUAAGGGCAAGUCGGCCAGACUGCAGGACCGUCUCAUGCAAUAUGAGACCGACCCCGCUUUGGAAAAGAUGCGCGCCACGCGCCAGGCCCUUCCUGUCUAUACUCGCUCGAGCGACGUCUUGGCAAAGAUCGAGGUCAACGACGUGACCGUCGUCAUGGCGGCCACAGGAUCUGGCAAGACGACACAGGUUCCCCAGAUGCUGUUCGAUGACUACAUCAACCGCGGAGAUGGUGCGCGCUGCAACAUUGUGUGCACGCAGCCGCGUCGUCUUGCUGCCAUGUCCGUGGCGGAGCGUGUUGCAGAUGAGCGUGGCCAGAAUCUCGGCCAGGAGGUCGGCUACCAGGUCCGUUUCGACAACAAGCCACCACAGCCCAACGGCAGUAUCACGUUCUGCACCACGGGUGUCUUCCUCAAGCGGAUGCAGUCUUCGCUUGGUGCCCAGGCGCAGCCCGAAUCCGUCGCGUCGAUGGACCAGGUCACGCACGUUAUUGUCGAUGAGGUACAUGAGCGUGACAUUGAUACCGACCUGUUGUUGGUGGUGCUCAAGCGUCUCAUCGCCGACCGCAAGGCGCGCAGGAAGCCGAUCAAGGUCGUCCUCAUGUCAGCUACGAUCGACCCCACGUUGUUUCAGAACUACUUCAAAGACGACCUGGGUCGCCCGGCUCCAGUGGCGGAGGUGCCCGGUCGCACGUUCCCGGUGUCACGGCAUUACCUCGAUGACUUCCUCGACGAGAUGCGCCAGGGGCUGCCCCGCAAUAUGGGCGGGUGGGUCUUCCAGGACUCCAAGACGUCCGAGUACAUCAACCGCGAGAUGAGCCACGACCCAACAGUGUUUCAGCAGACGUCUGGUAUCAUGCUCGGCGAGCUCGAUGUUCCAUUUCCCCUUGUCGCUCUGACGAUUGCAUUUGCGCUCAAGAAGUCUAGCGACGGCCACGUGCUGGUGUUCCUACCCGGCUGGGACGAGAUCAAGAAGGUCGCCGACAUUCUCCUCGACCCUGGGCAAUAUCCUCUCUUGGGCAUGAACUUCAACGACGCCAGCCAGUUCAGCGUGCAUUACCUCCAUUCGUCCAUCCCCGCAGCCGAGCAGAAGGAAGUGUUCAGGCCGCCAGCACCUGGUGUCCGCCGCAUUAUCCUAGCCACCAACAUUGCCGAGACGUCGGUUACUAUCCCUGAUGUGGUCUACGUCGUCGACACUGGUCGUGUCAAGGAGAAGCGGUACGACCCAGAGCGUCACAUGAGCUCGCUCGUGUCGGCGUGGGUCGGUGCGUCCAACUUAGGCCAGCGUGCUGGCCGUGCGGGUCGUCACCGCAGCGGCGAGUAUUACGGCAUUCUCUCCAAGCGUCGCUUUGCGUCGCUCGAGCCCAACCAGAUGGUCGAGAUGAAGCGCUCCGACCUCAGUGACGUCGUCAUGCACGUAAAGGCGCUCAACCUCGGCGAGGUCGAGGAGGUGCUGGGUGCUGCCAUCGAGCCACCAGAGCCAUCACGCAUUGUGGCUGCCCUCGAGACGUUGCACAUGCUGGGCGCGCUCGACUGGAACAAGAACCUCACGUCACUUGGCCGCGUGCUGCUGCAGUUACCCACCGACGCCGCGAUAGGCAAGCUGUGCCUCUACGGCUCGUUCUUCCGCUGCCUCGACUCGGCCCUCACCCUGGCCGCUGUGCUCACAAACCGUGACCCAUUCUUAGCCCCACUGGCCAUGAAGCGCGAGGCCGACGAGAUCAAGAACUCGUGGUCGCCUAUGGCCUUCCGUUCAGACCCACUCGCGAUCGUUGCUGCGUACAACCAGUGGUCGGCCAUGGACGACCGCGGUGAGUACACCACAGCGAACCGAUUCUGCCAGGACAACUUCCUGUCCAAACUCACCCUCUUGCAGAUCAAGCAGGUCAAGGGCCACCUGCUGCAGUCGCUCGACCAGGCCGGCGUCAUCGCGGUUUCUGCUGGCGACCGCUACGUGCCUCGCGGGUUCCGCGGACGGGCCGAGGUACCAAUGGUGCUCCGCGAGAACGACAACAGUCUCCCGCUGCUCGCGGCACUUAUUGCCGUGGCUGGCGCACCCAACUUUGCAAUCCGCACGUCAGACAAGACGUGUCGUACGUCUCAGGACAAGACCGUCUUUAUCCACCCGUCCAGUGUCAACUCGCGGCGGCGAGAGAUGGGUGGGCCGGAGGAGCCAAGCGCGUCGUUCCACCCCGCCGAGAAGCGUCUGUAUGCUUUCGGAGAGAAGAGUCGCUCGGUGCAGCCGGGCAACCCGAACGCUGGCAUCACGAGCCUGCGCUCGGUCACGCGCCUCGAUCCGAUGACGUACAUGUUGUUCGGCGCAUACGAAGUGUACGCGACCGGCCGCGGCCUCGAGUGCGACGGCUGGCUCCCCGUCACCGGCAACCUGCACGCACUUGACGAUGUGCAGCGCCUCAAGUCGUACCUCGACACGUGUAUGCUACGCGUAUUUGAGGGCCUGAGCAAGGCUCUCUCGCGGGAACGCGACACACGCUCCCAGGCUAACAGAAACGCGGUGGAUGUGCGGUCGGGCUCGAGUCGGAUCCGCGAGCGGACGGUUGAUCUCGACGACAGCAAGGAGAACGAGAGCGAGGACGAGGACGACAUGCCCUCAAUGUCUGAGCAUGCGCGUCUGCAGAACGAGCUCGCGCGCCGCCAGACGCGCAAGAUCGAGCCCCUUAGCGGCGACGAGAUUCGCGAGCUCGGCAUGCUCACGACAGACGUCGUGCGUAUCUUGGACGCGUACGCGGACGAGCGCGAGGGUGCGCGGUCGACGUACUCAUCGCGUCCUGCCACGCCCGUCAAUCCAAACGUGUACCGGCCGCCCGGGGCGCGUGGCGGCGGCGGCAUGCGGUGGUAA
Molecule: messenger RNA, 4314 nt
Organism: Cutaneotrichosporon cavernicola
Lineage: Eukaryota; Fungi; Basidiomycota; Tremellomycetes; Trichosporonales; Trichosporonaceae
Exons: 4
Coding region: 1-4314 (1437 amino acids)
Cellular component (GO): intracellular anatomical structure
Molecular function (GO): helicase activity; ATP binding; RNA binding
Source: RefSeq, a predicted model, not a curated record